Molecule: messenger RNA, 903 nt
Organism: Sporothrix schenckii 1099-18
Lineage: Eukaryota; Fungi; Ascomycota; Sordariomycetes; Ophiostomatales; Ophiostomataceae
Product: extracellular serine-rich protein
Exons: 2
Coding region: 1-903 (300 amino acids)
Source: RefSeq, a predicted model, not a curated record
AUGUCGUUACGCCAGGCGAUAUUUGUGUCCCUCAUCGGUGUAGCUUUGUCGGCCACGACAACAUCUCCGACACCGACCAGCGUAAUGGGCUCGACAACUCCGAUAUCUUCCGCUCCUUCGUUUCAACUUUCUGCAGCCUCCUCGACCCUACCCAUAACCCUGGCUGCAUCGACAAAACAAAACCAUAAAUCGAGCACGUCGUCAACUCGCUCGCCAAUAUUAACAGCUCUACCAUCAAGUACCACUGCAACUUCUGCACCGACUUCAGCCCCGACAUCAUCAACCUCCCCAUUACCGCCGAGCACUGUGACCAUUACCGUGGGCGAGUCUGGCCUCACCUUUACGCCAAACACAGUAUCGGCCGCCGUCGGCGACCUUCUCGUCUUCUCCUUCUAUCCACGCAACCACAGCGUGGCCCUCGGCUCUUGGGACAAGGCCUGCGCGCCCGCUCCGAAUGGCUUCUUCUCGGGCUUCAUCCCAGUCGCCGACGAGGAGAGUGGCCUUGCCACGUUUCGCGUUACUGUCCACACGUCCGAGCCGUUCGUCUUUUACUGCACGGCCAGCCGGCACUGCCAGGACGGUAUGUACGGAGUCGUCAACCCGGCCACGACUUACAACAGCAGCGAGACCAGCCACCACAACCUGAUCACCUACGCUACUAUGGCCAGAAAUGCGUCGCACAAUACAUCCCCUCCGGCCGUUAUGGGUGGCACGUUGGCGUUCAACGGCACGACCGUCAACGGAACGACCGACGGGACCAUCUGCGGCGGCAACAGUGCCAAUAUUACGUCGGCCAGCACCUGGUGCUUUCCGUUUAUCCCCGACAUUAGCAGCAGUGCUGCGGCUUUGGAGCGUUCUUUGUGGGUGGCAGUAACAGUGGCUUUGGCCGUGUGCUUCCUGUAG